UUUAUUUAUUUAAAAUACAUUUCUUAUAUUCGUACAGUUUAUGCUUUAUAGCGCCUCGCUCACCCAAUUCGGCAAUCCGCUUUGUUGAAAGCGAUUAUUUUCCUACCUGUGGAUCGUCUCUCCUCUCUACCAAAAUGGAAGCAAGCGGCGGCGCCGGCGGUGGCGGAGAGAAGUUCGUGUACCGGAUUUGUACAGCUACCGAAUGGGAAGAUCUGCAGAAGGACGGGUUCACUCAUGGCGGAGAGCUCGACAAAUCCUCCGGAUUCAUCCACCUCAGCGACCACAAUCAGGUUCUAUCGACACUGAACAAUUUCUUCCGAAACACCAAGUUGGAUCUGCUGCUUCUCCAAAUUGAUGCUGGAAAGCUUGGGGAUGGGUUGGUCUAUGAGUCCAUCGAUGGAAUCAACAGCUUCCCACAUUUCUACGGCCCGGCUCGAAGUUUCAGCCCUCUGCCUCUGGAUGUAGUCAUCAAAUCUGACAAGAUUGUUGAGUCGGAUGGCCAGUUCGGCUGUGCUUUACUCGGUUGAAUAUAUAUACUCUGGUUUCCGCCGGUGAUGUUUGCUUUCAGAUGGAAAUCAAGCUGUAUUGAACAGAAUGCUUCUAUUUACUUGUUCUUAUUGGCCGGCCAGCAGUUACUGAAGCUGGAUCCAUAUAGGUUUCUUUGAUCCUGAAAUCUUCUGAAUGUUUCUUAGUCGUCGUUAACAUCUUGUCGCUGGAACCUUUGCGAGCUCUAAUCUGGCAGCAUGACGAAGAAGCUGACAUACAGUAAUGCAUAAUUUCGAAUUCAAGUUCUUCACUUUCUGAAAUGUUUUAACGAGGAACGAUUGGCAUAGUGGCAGCAUGAUCUACUGUUGAAUUGAGCAUUCCUCGUUUUACUGUCGAAAUCUUUUGUUGCAAGUGUGAGCUGGGUAUUGCUAUCUAUUCACUUUGAAGUUUGAACUGAGGGUUGGUCUGUCUUCGCAAAGAUUCGCCUUGAAAGCUGUUGAAGUAAUGCAUACCCUGGGAUUGAGGAUAGAGAGAAGUUUGCCUGCAAAGAGAACUCCCCCCCAACUCAGGGAGCACACAAGGUAACUUCUAGCUAGACUCUAAAACACUUUUUUUCCUCAAUAAAAGCUCAGAAUUCGUACCAAUGGUGAAUGCUAUGUGAAGGUUCUGAUACCUUGCUCAGCAACAGUUGAUAUUGUGAUCCUGCUAGUGUCCUAGAACCUGAUCCUUUUUGUAGAAAGAGGGGAAUGUGCUGAUCUGAUGUAAGCUAGGGAUUGGGAAAUGAGGACAGCUGUAACUGUUGUCAGCAACCCUUGUUCUAAAUCUAGGCUUAGAAGUCAAGUGUAUGAUUAUCAGCAAGUUUAAUGUUCAGAGAAUGAAUUGGCUUCCAUCCUACAGAGUACUAUCUUCUUCAGGCACUGCAACCGCAG
Linum tenue is the source of this 1415-nucleotide messenger RNA. NCBI's taxonomy places the organism in Eukaryota, Viridiplantae, Streptophyta, Magnoliopsida, Malpighiales, Linaceae. The record is from the annotation of a GenBank genome assembly.